Molecule: messenger RNA, 2022 nt
Organism: Rotaria sordida
Lineage: Eukaryota; Metazoa; Rotifera; Eurotatoria; Philodinida; Philodinidae
Source: the annotation of a GenBank genome assembly
AUGGAAAUAUUACCUAAUGAAAUUCUUCUUCAUAUAUUUUCUUAUCUUGAAUGGUUCGAUAUGUUAACAUCUUUCUGGUCAUUAAAUAUUCGCUUCAAUUCUCUUGUAUGUUCAAUUUUUUCGAUAAAUGACAAUAGAUUGAACAGUGGUCUGCUUAUUACGCAUGGUUUAUCUUAUAAUAAAUGUUGUUCAAUAUUAUUUCCAUUGAUUUUAAAUUCAUCACCUCUUUCUUCUUCUAUUCAACGUAUUCAUUUUGAUGGAUCAAAUUCAAUUGCUUCUGAUCUUUGUUAUGAAUGGUUAUUUAAUGAUAAAAAAUUACUUCAUUUUCCAAAUCUUAAAUCACUUGUUCUUGGUCAAUGUGGAUCAAUUAAACCAAUAGUUCAAAGUUUAUCUUAUCUUGUUCAACAUCAAUUAGAUGAACUUACAUUAACAUUUAAUAAGCAUAUACCAAAACUACGAUGUUUUAGUUUAAAAACUUUCAUUAACAAUGAUUCGAAUAUUAUUUAUUUGAAAUGGCUUCUUAAUAAUAUAAACUAUGUUGAGAAACUUCAACUUCAACUUAGAAGUGAUAAACUAAUUGAAACAAGCCGUCAAAAUAUAUUAAAAUCUUUUAUUGAUGCAAGUUUUAUUCGCCAAUAUUGUUUACCUGAUACAAUAUCUAAUUUAAUUUAUUUUGAUUUUUAUAUUUGUUCAGAAUGUCAAUUAUCAUUUAAUGAUGUAGAAAAAAUAACAAAUUCAUUUAAAAUUCAUUCUUUUUUUAUCGAUCAUCAAUGGACAAAUGUUAAAUGUUUAUUUGAUCCAAUAAUGUCGUCUCAACAUCUUUUCUCUUCUUUCAAUAAUACAUCUCAAAUUUCCGAUAAUUUUAUUGAUUAUUCAUAUAUUUUUAAUUGGCCCCGUACUGGUGACAUUUGGUUUAAAAUGUAUCCAUCACUUUAUUUUUUUCUCGAACAAUUCACUGAAUUAUCACCUAAUAUUUCUUGUGUCAAAAUACCUGACGAUCUAAGAAUGAACGCAUUAAAUACUGUUCGAUAUGCUGAAUUUCGUCUUCCGAGUUGUCAUAUAGGUAGAAGCGACGUAAUACAUAUUGGCAAACACCUUGUGCCUUUUCUUAGCACAUAUAUGCCUCAUUUACAAACAUUACGUCUUUGGCGAUCAGAUGAUUUUCCUUGGACAACUAUUCGACCAGAUUAUAAAGAAAGAAGAUAUUAUGAAGCUUCAGUUCUACAAUGGCGGAAAAAAGAACCAUCAAAAAUUCCAUGGAGUCAACUCGGUGUUGAAUAUGUUCUUGAAUCAACCGGUGUAUUUACAACAGUUGACAAAUGUAAACCACAUUUAGAAACCGGUGCAAAAAAAGUUAUAAUCACAGCAUCAUCAACUGAUGCUCCAAUAUUUGUUAUGGGAGUUAAUGAAGAUAAAUAUACAGGAAAAGAAACAAUUAUUUCAAAUGCAUCAUGUAAAACAAAUUGUUUAGCACCACUUGCUAAAGUUGUUCAUGAAAAGUUUGGUAUUAUUGAAGCUUUAAUAAUAACUGUACAUUCGUACACUGCUACAGAGAAAAUUGUUGAUGGAUCAUCAAAUAAAGAUUGGCAAGGUAAAGAUGGAGAUGUACAAUAUAUAAUUUCAUCAUCACCUGGAGCAGCUAACGAUGUCGGAAAACUUAUUCCUGAUUUAAAUGGAAAAUUAACUGGUAUAGCUUUUCGUGUUCCAACACCAAAUGUUUCAGUUGUUUAUCUUACUGCUCGAUUAAGCAAUGGCGUCAAGUAUGAGGAAAUUUGUGCUGCAAUUAAAGAAGCUACUUAUGGUCCAUUAAAAAAUAUUUUGUCUUAUACUGAUGAUGAAGUUGUUUCAACAGAUUUUAUUGGUGAUAUACAUUCAUUAAUUUUUCAUGUUAAAGCUGGUAUUUCAUUUAAUGAUAAUUCUGUCAAACCUAUUGUGUGGUGUGACAAUGAAUAUGGCUAUUCAAACCGUAUUGUUGAUCUAAUCAAAUACAUUACUAAGAAAGAUUUACAACAAUCAAUUUAA